UUCUCCAUUUCCGUGGCCCCCACUAGCUUUCUGAUUACUGGGCGCCACACGCGGCGCAAGCGCAAACAGCACGCCAUCUGUUCGUGCUGUCGCUCUCCCCAGGAGCGAAGCAUAAACCCCAGUGGCCUCGUAGAAAUCCGGGUUGGAAAUCGAAAUCCGACGAGGGUGGCAGCAUGGAUUCACGAGCCCGCGGGAGCUCGAUUCCCUCUCCUUGUUUUUGAUCUCUCGCAGUCCCUGAUCCGCCUCCCUGUUGCUGUUUUCCUUUUGGGAUUUUUUUCUGGAUUUUUUCGUGUGUGUAUUUUUUUUGUUGUUGUUUCGUUUCAGGACCGCGCGGCUUCUGCGAUUUCGCGGCGGCUGGUUUUUGGACCCGCGGGUUGGAGAAGGCUGGUGCUCGCUAGGCCCUGCUGAGAUCGCUCCUCGCAGUCGUUGUCACAAUGUCGACAUAUCCUAUGUUGAACGACCGGCCAAUUGAUCAGUGGAUGGUUACUGAGUUGAAGGAUGAGCUUCUGCGAAGGAAUCUGCCUGUCACUGGUUUGAAGGAUGAUCUUGUGAAGAGGCUCUUUGAGGCCAUCCAGGAUAAGAUACUUCAUGGUAGGGAAAAAACAAGUGGUGGAAUUCCUGAGGACCUGAAAGGGGGUGAAAUUCCUGGUUCUGUUGAUGCAUCUGUUAACCAGGCUUCAAUCGAAGAACAUAUUGGUGAAGUUGCUUCUGAGGUUACGGGACAGGGGGCAGGUCUUGGUAUCUCUGUUACAGAAGCUUAUGAUGAAAGUAUAUUAGCUACUUCAGAAGUUACUCAGGAGGCUGUGGCUGGUACUGCAGAAGCUAGUCAGAGAAGUUUUGAUGCUAUUGCAGAAGUUGAAUCUUCUCUAGUUGAUACAGCAGCAACUGAUGAAACCAAUGGGGAUGUCCUAGAACCAGCUUCAAGUGGCAAUACUAGAGUGAAUGAAGCAUAUCCUCAUUCUGAAGAUCUCGGUGAUACUAUUGAGAAGACCCCAGAAGAUGACACCAACAAUAAAAUGGCUGUUGAUGAUGUACCUUCUGAUUUUACUGGUGGUGACAUCAAGUUACGCCUCAAUAUGCACAACAAAAUUCUAGAAACUGAAGAUGUACCUGCACCUCCUGAUGAUAUCAUCAUAUUGCAUGGUGAUCAUGAGGAUGCUGAUGCUGUUGCGGCUGCAGAUCCAGAAGAUGACACCAGCAAGAAAAUUGACAUUGGUGUAGUGUCUGAUGUUUCCCAUACUACUAUCAAGCUAGGUGUCAAGGUAGACUGCAAAACUGAACAGGAAGAAUUACUGGCACUGCCUGAUGCUAUUGCAUUGCAUGCUGAUCCUAAGGAUGCUGAUGUUCUUGCAGCUGCAGAGAACAAGAUUCCUAAAGACAAUUUCAGUGUGGAUACUUUGAUGUCCGGCAAUGGCCAUGGAGAUCCUAAAUGCUCUAAUGGGGACACCAAGCCCUUUCUGUGCAGGGACAAAGACAAGGUAUCUGAGGUCAAAACAGAUCUAGACUUUCAAAUUAAGUGCGUGUCAAUUUUCAGUGAUAAUAUAUCCACUAGCGAAAAGAAUGAUGUAAAGGGCAACCUUAAUGCUGAUGGUUGUGAUUUAGAACUAGAGGCAAAGCAGGAGAUAUGCAAACCAUCAUCCACCAUUCCCUCCCCAGGUGAUCAUUUGCAGGUGUUGGAUGUCAACAAGGAGCUGCAUAAGACUGGGACCUCUUUGCAAGAGUUAGGCUCCACAAGUAAUAUAGACUUAGACAGAGAAGAGAGUCCUGAUGGUAGUUCUCAUGAGAAACUUAAUCUCGAUAGGAGUUCAGGUGAUGAAUCAAUGGAUGAGGAUGUGAUGGAAAGUAGGCAUGCUGAUUCCAAUAUCAAACCUGAUGAUCUUGGAGGAAAGACAGUGGUUACCUCAGAGCAUGUGUUGAAAGAGGUAUCUCUCCUUGAUAAUGCUGUUGAGAGUUCCUCUGCACACACAAACGAAGUUGUAGCUGAAGAGAAGCCACCAAGUCCAGCUGAAAAGAGGAAACUUGAAGGUCGAGAUGUCAUUGCAAAUAAUGAGCCAAUCAAACGGCAGCGCCAAUGGAAGACAGAUGCUGUCAAUAUUUCUGAACAACAAGCACCCAAAUUAAUUGGCACUGGUACUCCGAACAAAGUCUUUCACUCUGCUCUGAAACAUUCAUUUGGCAGGCCUGGUAUAGUAGCAAGCGGAGAUUAUCCAAAGGAGCGGAUAGUACCACCUGCUCAAAAACCUGCAACAACUUCCUUAAGAAUUGAUAGAUUUGUGCGCCCAUUUACCCUGAAAGCUGUACAAGAGCUUCUUGGUAAAACUGGAUCUGUUUGUAGCUUUUGGAUGGAUCAUAUCAAGACCCACUGCUAUGUUACUUACUCUUCAGUGGAGGAAGCUGUGGCUACGAGGAAUGCUGUCUACAACCUCCAGUGGCCCCCAAACAACCACAACUAUUUGGUCGCUGAAUUUGUUGAUCCACAAGAGGUUAAGCUCAAACUUGAAGCCCCUCCCCCAUCUAAAGUGCCUACCAGUCCGAGCGCAGCUACAGCAUCACAGGCAGCACCCUUCCAACAACACACUGCUAACCAAACCCUACCUCCCCAUCCUGCUACUGGUCUAUUGCCCACUCCAGCACAUCUUGCUGCUACUGCUCUGUUACCCACUCCAGCACCUCUUGACAAGCUGCCGCCUACCUCUGGCCCUGGGCCAGCAAGUGAUAUGCUUCCUCCACCUCCUCCAAGGAAUCUGGAACAUGCCCGGACUCUGGAUGAUCUCUUUAAGAAGACACAGGCGUAUCCAAGGAUUUACUAUAUGCCCUUGUCCGAAGAGGAGGUAUCAGCUAAACUUGCAGCUCGCAACAAUGCUAAGAGGGGGGAUAGUGGGCUUUAGUUUGUUGCUCAAGCUGAUAUUUUGGUGUCCUGUUCCUGUCACUGCUGUUCUCAGAUGCAACAUUACAAAUGUCACUGUGAUCGCCAGAUUCUCAUCUCGUACCUGAUUCCAUCAGCCGCUGCAGCUCUAUGAAGUACUAGGUGGUAUACACACUUUAGGUCGCGUUGUGUGGAAAGGAUAGCUUGUUGUGAGGGAAGGCUAUUUUGGAGUUCAAGAGAAAACCGUGGUUUCUUCCAAACUAUGAUGGUGUGGCAUUUUGGAGUUCAGGAGAAUACCAUGGUUUCUCGAAUGUGCGAUGGUUGUCGAAACAUCAGGGUUUUGGGGAUACAGGAGCUAGUGUAAGUGCAGCAAGUUGUUAGAGCACUGCACUAAAACUCGUUGAAUUCGUAUUCCUGCCGCUCUCAUUGUUACAGCAUUUCUAAUCGCCUUGACGAUUGUACAUCCACUUCGAAUCUGAUGGGGAAUGCAGUUUAAGGUAGCCUUUCUUCUG
Messenger RNA from Panicum virgatum (switchgrass), 3378 nucleotides. RefSeq lists its product as uncharacterized. NCBI's taxonomy places the organism in Eukaryota, Viridiplantae, Streptophyta, Magnoliopsida, Poales, Poaceae. Bases 435 to 2888 code for a protein of 817 amino acids. The transcript is spliced from 6 exons. The record is from RefSeq and is a predicted model, not a curated record. Gene Ontology annotation, molecular function: nucleic acid binding.